AUGGACCCCUCUACCUCACAAAACCAGAUCCCCGUGGUGGACUUCGCGGGGUGGACCUCAGGCGGCCCCAGUCGCCAGCGUGUGGCACAAGAGAUCGUCGCUGCUUGCAAGAAAGUGGGGUUCGUGUAUAUCGUCAACCACUCUCUCCCAGAUACCCUCCUCGACGAGGCAUUCCACUGGUCUCGGCUUUUCUUCGAGCUGCCCACGGCAGAAAAGUUGCGAGCCCCGCAUCCUGACGGCUGGGCUGUUCACCGAGGUUAUUCGUGGCCGGGGCUGGAGAAGGUCUCGCAGGCUGCGAGCGCAUAUAAUGAUGAAGAGCGGACUAGGGAGUUGAGAGAGAUUCCUGAUAUCAAGGAAAGUUAUGAUAUCGGCAGCGAGGAGAAUCCAACACAACCAAAUCAAUGGAUUCCCGAAGAUACCCUCCCCGGGUUCCGUGCUUUCAUGAAUCGGUUCUACUGGGAGGGAUUCCGCGUGGGAGGUGAAAUUUUGCAGGCUCUAGCGGUCGGCCUCGGUCUCGAAGAUGAGAAUCAUCUCCUGCAAAAGCAUUCAGGACAUAAUAACCAGCUCCGGCUUCUGCAUUAUCCACCGGUACCGGCUGAUGCGUUGGAACAGCGUCGCGCAGCUCGUUGUCCCGCGCACACGGAUUGGAGCUCCAUUACCUUGCUCUUCCAGGAUGAUUGCGGGGGCCUGGAGGUGGAGGAUGUCAACAAUCCUGGCCACUUUAUUCCGGCAACCCCCAUCAAGAAUGCCAUCGUGAUGAAUGUGGGUGAUCUCUUGCAGAGAUGGAGUAAUGACCAGUUGAUAUCAACUAGUCAUCGGGUCACACUCCCUCCUCUGGCCGAUCGAAUUGAAGGCGAAGAUCGCAUUACCCGUAGACGGUUUUCUAUUCCGUACUUUUUGGCUCCUGACCCCGACUCGGUGAUUGAGUGUAUCCCGGCUUGCACAGGUCCUGACGAGCCAGCCAAGUAUGAGCCGAUCACACAGGCAGGGUAUAAUCAGAUGCGGGCUUCUAUGCAAUACUGA
Molecule: messenger RNA, 1023 nt
Organism: Penicillium subrubescens
Lineage: Eukaryota; Fungi; Ascomycota; Eurotiomycetes; Eurotiales; Aspergillaceae
Product: isopenicillin N synthase family dioxygenase
Exons: 3
Coding region: 1-1023 (340 amino acids)
Molecular function (GO): dioxygenase activity
Source: RefSeq, a predicted model, not a curated record